This is a messenger RNA of Penicillium longicatenatum, 1464 nucleotides long. RefSeq lists its product as uncharacterized. The record is from RefSeq and is a predicted model, not a curated record. NCBI's taxonomy places the organism in Eukaryota, Fungi, Ascomycota, Eurotiomycetes, Eurotiales, Aspergillaceae. Gene Ontology annotation, biological process: reciprocal meiotic recombination. The transcript is spliced from 3 exons. Bases 1 to 1464 code for a protein of 487 amino acids.
AUGCCAGGCCAAAUCGCUUCCCAGGUGACACGUCUUCCACUCACCAAGUUCUCUCACGCAACCACAACCAUCAAUCAUUGUGUUCCUCUAUCGUGGACACAUGUUAAUGGAGAUGGAGAUCUUGUAUGCAUUCUGGAGCAAGUUCCUGGGGGACACUCUAUCCCACCAAGACUCGUCCUUAGAGUGGCUCGAAAUGAUGGCAUUCUGGAGCAAAUUGACUUAGCGCACUUUGUUCGCAUGUCCACAGCUCAGAAUAAGAAUGACCAAAAUGCAAAACCCUUAUUUGCUGUUGUGGUCAAGUCGCCCUGUCUGGCAGUGAAGUACCCUCAAAGCAGUAUGCAUAUUCGGCGAUUUCAGAUCAAAUUCUCGCGGAACACGGAUUACUUCACAGCCCUUGCUCUUCUAAGCAACAUCAACUGCCCGCUGACAGAAGGAAGUACAUCAAUGCUGCAACCACGACGAUCGCCUUCAUCCGCAUCCUGGACCUCUUUACAAGUACCUCAAUCUGCAUUGAAGGAGGCAAGUACUGCAGUGGCCUCGGACAAUGAUACCACAAUUCCGUCUUUUCAUGUGCCAGGAUAUACACCCAGUGGAAUUUCAAGUGUGUUCCUCCCAACUGCUUCAAAUUCGGAAUCUAACGCCGGUUAUGCUGUAGCGCCUAAUCCUCCAUCCUCGUCUUCGAGCACUAUCUACAAUCUAGUCAGACAAAGUGCGCCUAUAUUCCAGAAUCCAUUCGAGCUCACAACAACUCUUCCACCAAACCACCAUGAUCCUUCGUUGCACUCAAGACAGAAAUACCCUGAGAACCCCGAGAGCCGCUCUGCAACUGCACCAGCCUUUCAUGGUGACCAACUUGACCAAAUGCUACCUCCAAGAAGGGACCUUCCUUUCCUUAAACCAAGUCAAAAAAGGUCCCAAAAGGGAGACGCUGCAACGUUCACGAUCUCACAAAUCGCAGCCACAAGCCAGCCACAAAGUAAAGCCUCCAAGGACGAGCAACUAUUCCCAUUCAUGGGUCAUAAAUCCAUGUCGAUGCCUCCUAAUUCUCAAGUCUCUGACUCGCAGUCUCAAUCUCAGCCUCUAGUCCCAACACAGCCCCUCCUUGAGACCAUCCAGAUAAAAAGUCUUCCUUCACAGCCCCAGGCAUCUCAAUCCGACGCCUACCUCAAUCUGGACCCUGUGUGUGAGCAAGUAAGAAGCAGACCUGGGAAUGGGAGUGUCGUAUCUGUUGAUAUCGCCGUUGGAGGAGUGGACAAUGGCAACAAUAUUGUGCAUGGCAAACCGACACAACCGAUGAUGAUCUCGGAGAAUCAGUUGUCUACUUAUUUUGGUGCGCCAACGCCUGAGAGAAUUGCGUUUCUGGAGAGUUGGAUGUGCGAGCUGAUCGAGGACGAUGGGUUCAUGACUCUAUGCCAGGACGUUGAGGUGACAUGGAGACGGUUCGCUUUUGGGGUUAGGAAAUAG